This is a messenger RNA of Cladocopium goreaui, 1461 nucleotides long. NCBI's taxonomy places the organism in Eukaryota, Dinophyceae, Suessiales, Symbiodiniaceae. The record is from the annotation of a GenBank genome assembly.
AUGGAGAUGUUCAGCGACUACGAGGGGCACCCGUUGAAAUUGAAGGCAGAUCUGACUUCGCAAGAUGGCACAAAGAUUUUGAUCAUGGGUCUGCCUGCCACUUGCGCUUGGCCCCAGUUGAAAGACUUUGUGGCGGCAGCAGGGCCUGUAGCCUACGCCCAAGUGAGACCCGUGGGGGCCAACUUGCCGACCUCGAGCAGCACACCGCGAGCGGCGGUGGUGGCGGGGCUUCACACCGCGGAGGUCCGAUUUGACCACCCGGAUGACGCUCUGGAAGCUCUUGUGAGGUCCAAUGGUAGCCUCAUUCAAGGCUAUCAAGUGUCUGUGGAGCUGGACCCGACGUCAAUGGACCGGUCCAAAUUGCGUGUUGCGGGCCUGCCCCCUGGCAUGCAGUGGCAGGAAGUGAAGGACCACUUUUCUCAGUUCGGGCAAGUGGGAUUUGCUCAAGUCAGUCCCUCGAGUGGCACAGCGCGAGCAGCGCCUGUGGGGCUUCAGAAAAGCGCGGAGGUCCGGUUCGACAAUCCGGAUGACGCCCUGGAAGCUCUUGCAAGGUGCAACGGUAGCUUCAUUCACGGCUAUCAAGUGUCUGUGGACCUGGACCCGACGUCCAUGGACCGGUCCAAAUUGCGUGUCGCGGGCCUGCCCCCUGGCAUGCAGUGGCAGGAAGUGAAGGAUUUGGAUGUGUUCUUCGUGUGUACAAGAGGGAACAUGGAGAGUCAGAGAUCAGAGGUGCAAGAAUGUUCACUGGAGGUCCCCGUUUACCUCUUUCAGGCAGAUAGUCCUAGCAUCCACUUGACGUUCAUCGACGGAGAAGUGGAAGUCGUGAAUCGCAACACGUUCCUUGACGUGGAUGUCCUGUCGCCCGAUUCGCGAGAGGAGCUCCGGCGUACCAACAGCUGCCCAGCAUUGCUGUUUUUUCACGAAGAGAUGCUUGGAUCGCAGAGCCCUGAUAUCAUGGAUAGCAAACAUUGGGCUCGGCUGAUCACGGACAGUACGCAGAGCACAGAGUUUCGGGACAGCGACUCCGUUGCAGAGUUUGACAUGAAUCCGGACGCUCCUGAUUGUGAUUCCCCAAAUGAAGAGGGAGUUGGGCCUGGAGACGAAGGGGUUGAUUGGCAAUCUGUCCACACAGUGAUGAUCAAGAACAUCCCUUGCCGCUGCACCACCGAAGAGGUACUGGCCGCCAUAGACCAAAUGGGCUUUGAAGGUAGCUAUGAUUUCUUCUACCUACCCAUGAAUCGGCGUCACCGUCAGGGAAUUGGCUACGCCUUCAUCAAUUUUCAAGAGAAAGGUACAGCAGACAUCUUCAAAGAUGCCAUGUGCGGCUAUCAGUUUCCCGGACGCAACAGCAAGAAGGUAGUGCACGUGGCUGUCGCUCAACUUCAAGGACGCCAGGAGGUGGACGCCUACUUCAGCCGCACGCAAGUGAUGCAUACCCGCUAUCGGCCAGUGAUGUCUUGA